AUGCGAUCUCAUAUGCACGUAAUGCCAAGAUUAAGCAGAGCUGAUGAACGAGGGCUUUACCCCAAAGGGAGCCCUUCCAGAAAUUCUCGAAGGCCUGAGCCAAACUCAGGCCUAAGAGGGGGUUUGGAAAUAGUUUUCAACCAGCAAUAG
This is a messenger RNA of Abrus precatorius (Indian licorice), 150 nucleotides long. RefSeq lists its product as uncharacterized. The record is from RefSeq and is a predicted model, not a curated record. The coding region runs from base 1 to 150 and encodes 49 amino acids. Lineage: Eukaryota; Viridiplantae; Streptophyta; Magnoliopsida; Fabales; Fabaceae. The transcript is spliced from 2 exons.